Chironomus riparius is the source of this 1585-nucleotide messenger RNA. The record is from the annotation of a GenBank genome assembly. Lineage: Eukaryota; Metazoa; Arthropoda; Insecta; Diptera; Chironomidae.
AACGAAGUCAACUUGUCAUCGAAAUACUUAUAGCAAAAAUAAUCAAAACAAACCAAAAUUAUGCAGUAAAACAGAAGAAUUAUAGUAUAAUUAAUACAAUUAUGUCAAUAGUUUUGAUUCGGAGUUUAUAUCGGCAACAUAGAUUUAUAAGACAAGUACCGGUUGUCCAUAAAUUACACGUAAAUUUUUCUAGUGAUAAUAAACCAAAAGUGUCUGAAGUGAAAUCUCUAGUUGAUACAGCCGAUAAACAUAAGAAAUACAGUCGCGAAAAUGUUCGUCUUUAUGUUUUUACAAGGUUCUUUGACUACAUCCAGAACUAUGAUAAGGUGCUGGAAAAGAAUUUUCCAAGUGCUAUGCAUGUCUAUCGUGUAUUCAUGAUCGGCGUUAAAGAUUUCUAUGCAGAUAUGAAGAAAUUUUUCAAAAUAACUACUAUCGCUAAUAGCAGAGGAAUCAAAGCAUUAACAAGAAAGGAAAUGGAACUAAUGCAUCAAACACCAAAAGACAUAAUGAAAGUUGCACCUGUGUUGCUUAUUGCCGCCCUACCUUUCGCCAAUUAUGUGAUAUUUCCAAUUGCAUACAUGUAUCCUCGUACAUUUCUUACUUCACACUUUUGGAAUCUUCAGCAACGAGUCGAAUUCCAGGAACUAUACCUCAAAGAUCGAACACAUUAUAACAGAAAGAUUUUCCGGAAAUUACAAGAGAGACUUGACUCUACCAAAUUAUCAAGAUGUCAUAAAGAAUUUAACUAUGUAUUAGGACUAUUAGGAAGUGGAUUGCAUCCUUCAUCGAGUGAAAUCAUUGAAAUUAAAGAUAUUUUUCUACAUAGACCCUUUCAUAUCGACAGUUUGUCAUCAUCUCAUUUAACAUAUCUCUGUAAGCUUCAUGGCAUUCAUACUUUGUAUUUAAAACGAGUAAGACUUUCCGAGCACUGUUACAUGAUGCAUAAUAUGGACUUAGCGAUAAAGAAUGAAGGUGGUGUACAUAAUUUAUCAAUUGAUGCUUUAACAACAGCUUGCUAUUUACGUGGAUUAAACCCUGUAAGUUUGCCACAAGAGGAAAUGAUUCAAUGGCUUCAAGAAUGGCUAACAGUUUCCUUAAACAUUGGAACUGAAUACAUCAGUUUAUAUAUACAUUUACCAAUUCUAUUGACCUAUAAUCAUCCGAAUAAUUGGAGAUUGACUCAUAAAUGAAAACGGGAAUCAAAGAAAUAACUUAGUCUAGUCUGUUUGUCUUUGUUUUUGGAAAUAAAUCAUUUUCUUUUUAUUUUAUUAAUUUAUUGGCAUCAUAAAGCUCUUUUCCAUAAAAUUUGAACGACUUGUGGAUUACGGAAAAAAAUAAUGUUAUCAGCUACUUACCGUAACAUCCGUCUGAUAAAGAAGCGUAUUAAAAAAAGACAAAAAUAAAAAAAAAUCACAGAAAUAUUCUGUUGAACUUAACGGAACCAAAGCUAAAUUUUGAUGAAAUCUGGCAAUGAAGGAGCAGUCUUGGUAAGCUUAGGUAUAUUUUGAAUUACUUGAGACGAUGAACUAGAUUCUUCAAAAUACCGUGCAUCUGUUGUUGGUUGCGGUGUAAUUGGAGUAUUCGA